AUGAAUCGAUCCAUAGAACAAACGCUCCUCUCGCUGAUGCCAACUCACGGCUCAGCUCUGCCGCCUUCCCUGGUAGAACUCGCGGGGUCCUUACUAGCACAGUCAAGACACCGAGCAAGCACAUUAAAAGCAGACGAGGAAAUCGGGCGGCUAUACGCAUGCGCUCACAUCGCCUGCGAUAGACUCAAAAUCAGCCUAGACCUCCCCCCAAUCGAACCCCGACCGCCAAUCCCCCCUCGAAUCUACAAGCGCCUCUACAGCCACCUCGACAACAUCCUCCCCAACACAGCCCUCAACCGCACCCCAGGCAAGAACGGCACCCCGCGCAACAGGCAACGCCACGGCGUCGACUCCCCCGUCAGGACACCGCACCGCCCGACCCCGACAAAGGACAGAUCCCUCGCGCAGUUCCGAACCGGCGGCAACUCGGCGGCAAACGGCAGCGUCCCCAACACCCCGACGAAAUCCACAGGCAAAGUCGCCUACCCGUCCGACAAGUCGGGCCUCCACUUUUGGAUCCAGCCGACGAUCCGCCUCAUGUGCAGGGAAACUAACCAGAAGCACCUGGCACCGACGAUGCUGGCUGGCAUGGAGUACGUCGUCGUCCCCGGCGGGCUGCGGACGCGUGACGCCUGGGUGCGGGAGAACCUGGCCGCGCUGUGCGGCGCCGUGUAUUUCUUUGUGGCGCAGCAGGUCCGGAAGCUGGCGACGGGGGAGGAUGUGGAUCGGGAGAACUACGUCCCUGCACGGAAGCAGGUGCUGGAGCUUUUGGCCAAGGCGAGGGAGGAAGUUGAUGCGCGCGGGUUGGACGAGGAUGAGGCGUGGGAGGGGUGGGCGCCGGUCAAGAGCAAGGACUUUGAUGCUGCGGUGAAGGAGGUCUCGGAGCGGGGAUGGUUGGACGCGGAUUGGUAUCGUAGUUUGGGGGAUGUGAUUGAGGCGGGCCAUGUGAUUGCUGAUAGCCAUGGUCGGGGAGGGGAUAAUGCGGGUGCGUACAAGGCGCCUGUACGCGGGGCGGACACAAUGUUUCUGGAGCGGUAUGAUUUCUUGAGCGAGAAGAAGCGCAGGGAUUACAGAAUAUGGAAGGAGAGUAUCCUGAGGAGGAUAGACUUGAUGGAGGAGGAAAAUGGUGAUGCCAUGGAGGUAGAUGGCUAG
Messenger RNA from Colletotrichum abscissum, 1152 nucleotides. Its product is annotated as origin recognition complex subunit 6. Gene Ontology annotation, biological process: DNA replication. The record is from RefSeq and is a predicted model, not a curated record. The transcript is spliced from 2 exons. The coding region runs from base 1 to 1152 and encodes 383 amino acids. NCBI's taxonomy places the organism in Eukaryota, Fungi, Ascomycota, Sordariomycetes, Glomerellales, Glomerellaceae. Gene Ontology annotation, cellular component: nuclear origin of replication recognition complex. Gene Ontology annotation, molecular function: DNA binding.